Physeter macrocephalus (sperm whale) is the source of this 758-nucleotide messenger RNA. Its product is annotated as RAD51-associated protein 1-like. The transcript is spliced from 6 exons. Bases 105 to 758 code for a protein of 217 amino acids. Gene Ontology annotation, molecular function: double-stranded DNA binding; single-stranded DNA binding. The record is from RefSeq and is a predicted model, not a curated record. Lineage: Eukaryota; Metazoa; Chordata; Mammalia; Artiodactyla; Physeteridae. Gene Ontology annotation, biological process: interstrand cross-link repair; double-strand break repair via homologous recombination.
AGUACUGAUAUAUGCUACAACAUGGAUGAACCUUGAAAACAUUGUAGGGAGCCAAAGAAGCCUGGCACAAAAGGCCACAUAUUAUAUGGUUCCAGUAAUACGAAAUGUCCGGAAUAGACAAGUCCAUAGAAACAGAAGAUGAUAAGCUCUACCAGAGAGACGUAGAAGUCGCACUGGCUUUAUCAGUGAAGGAACUUCCAACCGUCACCAUUGAUGUGGAGGAGUCUCAAGAUAAAAAUCUGGAUCAGAUCCCUGGGGAGGAUGAUUCCCAGGGUUCUCAGCGGAGAAGAAAAGCGGCAUCCCAAGCCGUGGUCCAGCAGAGGAAGAUUCUUUUGGAAAACAGCGACGGCGACGUUGCCGAUGACUCCGAAGCAGACUUUGCAACUGGUGAGGAUUCUGAGGACGAUUCUGAUUUUAGUGAGAGUGAAGAUGAUGAAAGUUUCACUGUGAGAAAAAGUAAAGUUAAAGAAAUUAACAAGAAAGAAGGGAAAGGGAAAUGUCCAGUUGAAAAGAAAGAGAAGAAAGCCAAAUCCAAACGGGAUGAUGUGGGUGAGGAUUCUGAGGACGAUUCUGAUUUUAGUGAGAGUGAAGAUGAUGAAAGUUUCACUGUGAGAAAAAGUAAAGUUAAAGAAAUUAACAAGAAAGAAGUGAAAGGGAAAUGUCCAGUUGAAAAGAAAGAGAAGAAAGCCAAAUCCAAACGGGAUGAUGUGGUUCAGGCCCUGAUCCCCUCUCACCUGGGUUACCAUAGAGCCGUCUAG